AUGGGAUUGUUUUCUUCUAUUACAAGUAUGGCCGCACCACUAAAGAAUAAUCCGGUUUCCAACGUCUUGAGUAAAUCACCAAUCUCUGGAAUAAGUCCAAUGAUUUCAAACCAAAUGAAGCUUGCAGGGGGUUCUACUUCCAAGCUACCAAUGAUGAACGAAGUUAACAAAAUGGCUACAGACUCUCUUUCUUUUAUUGGCAUCAAAGUAUCUAAAAGAAAUGUUGAAUUACCUUUAGAUAAAGGAGUAGAUACUCCGCCGAGUGAAUCCAAGACACAUAAAACAGAAAAAGUAAAAUAA
Molecule: messenger RNA, 300 nt
Organism: Heterostelium album PN500
Lineage: Eukaryota; Evosea; Eumycetozoa; Acytosteliales; Acytosteliaceae
Exons: 5
Coding region: 1-300 (99 amino acids)
Source: RefSeq, a predicted model, not a curated record